AUGGGUAACAAAAAUUAUCGCGGCAGCGCUGCACAAGUUCGACCAUCCUCGAAGUUCCUCGCAGAGACACCCAAGGCUAGACCAUUCAUCGAGCUGAGUGCUCUAACCCAACAUCCUGCCAUCACCAUCAUCGACAACAAGCAUAUCUCAAUUUACAUCGAGAUGUGCCCUUCUGUAGCCGAACACCCUAUUACGGAUAUGCCAGCCCUUCUCGCUGCUCUGCCCGAGUACAAAUACAUCAAGAAGUUAUCGGUCAAGAUCCAUGCGCCAUGGCCGAAGACUGAAUGCCGCAAGUUUUACAACAAUCGCGUCAGCUUGAUCAAGAAGCUUUUCGCGAUCAUCAAUGCUUUCAAGUUGUGUAGGUUGAAGGUUAUUAUGUCGAUUGAUGGGCUAAACUUUCCCCAGAUGAAGCUCGGUGCGGCCGUUCAUGAGCUCAAGUUCAAGAAGUGGCAGCUUUUCUACCAAGUAUAUGACGAGGCUAAAGAACUCGAGGGGGACGCAAUCAAGAUUUACCAAGACGGUAAAUACCUGGAAUAG
Sclerotinia borealis F-4128 is the source of this 537-nucleotide messenger RNA. The record is from the annotation of a GenBank genome assembly. Lineage: Eukaryota; Fungi; Ascomycota; Leotiomycetes; Helotiales; Sclerotiniaceae.